UGCCGCGAAGGGGCGGCGGAGAUGGUGCUGCUGAGCGCUCCGCGCUGGCUCCGCAGCCGCCUCACCGACCGCUUCUGGAGGGUGCAGGAGGUGCUCAAGUAUGCGCGGCAUUUUCGUGGAAGGAAGAACCGCUGCUAUAAGCUGGCUGUACGAAGUGUUCGGAGAGCUUUUGUGAAGUCUACAAAGGCCAGAAGAGAGAAGAAGAGAUUCAUAAGAGCGCUCUGGAUCACUAGGAUUGAAGCAGCUUCUCUUGAACAUGGUUUGAAAUACCCAGCUUUCAUAAGCAAUCUGCUUAAGUCCCAGGUGGAGCUGAAUAGGAAAAUGAUUGCCGAUUUGGCUAUUUAUGAGCCGAAGACAUUCAAGUCCCUAGCUGCCUUAGCCCAGAGGAGGAGACAAGAAGGCUUCCUUGCUGCCCUGGGAGAUGGGAAAGAACCAGAGGGCAUAUUUUCACGUAUUGUACACCACUAUUGAUAUUAAGAGUCCGCAGAUAGGUGUUAUAAACAGGAAGUUGUACUGCAGAGUAAACUCGCUCACUGACUGCUGCUCAUGUCAUGGCUGUGGAACAAAAUCCUGUAAGGAGGGUUCCGGGAGGACAGGGUGGGUCUGGGUGCAAAGCUUUGCGCCUCGGUGACGUUUUUCCCCGUAUUGUACCUGAAACGCGUUGAGUUAGAUACUGCGCUUCGAAGUGAGCAGUGGUAAGUCAGGCCUGCAGCAGUUCCAGCAUUAACAACGUAUAUACCGCCUGUGCGCGCUUUCUGUUCUGUUAAGGCCUUAAUAAAGGUUUUUUUUUGGUAA
Messenger RNA from Gavia stellata (red-throated loon), 795 nucleotides. It is a transcript of the gene MRPL20, whose product is annotated as mitochondrial ribosomal protein L20. The coding region runs from base 22 to 471 and encodes 149 amino acids. Gene Ontology annotation, biological process: ribosomal large subunit assembly; translation. Gene Ontology annotation, cellular component: ribosome. The transcript has 4 exons. Gene Ontology annotation, molecular function: rRNA binding; structural constituent of ribosome. The record is from RefSeq and is a predicted model, not a curated record. NCBI's taxonomy places the organism in Eukaryota, Metazoa, Chordata, Aves, Gaviiformes, Gaviidae.